GUGUUAGAUACAGCUGACAGCUUCAUUAAGCACAGUACUGGUGAAUAAGCUAGCUAGCCAGCCUAAAUCACCUGCACUUUGCUUAUUUCUGCAUGAAAAUAGAUUCACUUCGUUUCUCUACGCUGAAUGAACGUUUAGAUCCAGCUUCCAGCUCCCGUGGCUGGUGAAGCGUUCACGAUGAGUCCUCCGAAACGGCCCGAGGCAUCCCCGGCCCCAUGUCAGCAGGCAUCCCCGGCCCCAUGUCAGCAGGCAGCCCUGGACCCGCAGGGCACACUUAGCACCAGACCACUGCUGGGUCUCCUUCAGUCUGCCCUGCCCUCCCUAGGUCUUCUCGUCCCCAGGGCCUAUGCAGCUGACAGUGUCGUAACUGAGCCUGUCCCAGAGCACAUUCCCUCCCAGACUACCGCUCUCUUUCCCAGCCUCGUGGGUGAGCCAGAGUUUCCGGACUCUGGAUGGGACCGCAUCAAGGAUCUCUUCGACACAGAUGAAAUGCAGAGUCUUCCAGAGGAGCUGUCCAGUGUGGUGAAGAGUACCUUAACUGCCGCUCUGGCAGGAAUGAUCUACGGAGGGCUCCCUGCCGCUCGGCACGCCAGGGAGAGGUUCAUCCAACUCCACCAGGCUGAAAUAUACCAUAGUCGCGUGGAAGCUGUGCGUUCUGCCCAUAACGCUGCCAUCCGGGGCUUUGUCAGGUACGGCUGGAGGUGGAGCUGGAGAGUAGCUGCCUUCGUCACAUUAUUCAACACUAUUAGCACAGGCCUGUCUGUGUACAGAGACAAGUACACCGUCAGUCACUAUUCAGCAGCAGGAGCUCUGACAGGAGGCCUGUUCAGGUUGAAUCUGGGUCUGAGGGGACUGGUGGCAGGAACAGUCAUUGGAGCGACCAUGGGCGUGCCGGCCGGAGCUCUGAUCAUCGCCAUGCAGGGAUUGGCAGGAGAAACGUUCCGGGAGAGGAGGAGGAGGGAGCGCAGGGAGCUGUACGAAGUCAAACUGGCGGAAUGGAAUGCCCGUCUGCAGCUGACCGAUGACCUCAUUGGUGAUUUGAGCCGCAGCGGACGAACCCAAGACGCGGACAAGGACAUACAGAAGAUCGUGGAGCUGCUUAGUCUACCAAGGAACAAGGGCGUGGCCCAGGACUCUGACAGCCAAUGACAGCAACCAAAACAAAAGGACUCUUUAAUCAUAGGCUUCCGUGCACGCAUGCAGUGGUGGGACUCCGAUCAUCCCUAAAAGGGCCUAUUGGUCAUUUAAUGGUGAAUGCUGAAGGGGACUCACUUAUUUCCUCAUCAAAAUGUGUAUUUAUAGUGAAUUCUGAUUUAAACUUCAAAUGUGA
Molecule: messenger RNA, 1330 nt
Organism: Esox lucius (northern pike)
Lineage: Eukaryota; Metazoa; Chordata; Actinopteri; Esociformes; Esocidae
Gene: timmdc1
Product: translocase of inner mitochondrial membrane domain containing 1
Exons: 8
Coding region: 178-1149 (323 amino acids)
Cellular component (GO): mitochondrion
Source: RefSeq, a predicted model, not a curated record